Messenger RNA from Leptomonas pyrrhocoris, 2484 nucleotides. Its product is annotated as putative glycerol uptake protein. Gene Ontology annotation, molecular function: acyltransferase activity. NCBI's taxonomy places the organism in Eukaryota, Euglenozoa, Kinetoplastea, Trypanosomatida, Trypanosomatidae. The record is from RefSeq and is a predicted model, not a curated record. Gene Ontology annotation, cellular component: endoplasmic reticulum. The transcript has a single exon. The coding region runs from base 1 to 2484 and encodes 827 amino acids.
AUGUCCACAAAAGAAGUGUUCCCCUGCGCUGAGGAAAUGGAUGAAGAGUCAAAGCUCGCAGUCAGCGCUGUCGCCGUAGAGGGCGCGUCGUCUCUCGAGUCGGACAUCUCCUUCAGUGCGCUUUCGGCAUCCUCGGCGUCCUCAGCACCUGUGCGUGGCGUCUCGUCGAAAUGGAAGUGGCGGCUGCGCCUCCUCUCCCCCACUAUCGAGAUCGAUGUGGGAGCAGCCACCUACAACACCGCGUACUCACACCUUCUCUCCCUUGAGUACCUCCUCGGCGCGGCUGUCCUCGUUUCCAUCAACAUUUACGGGUUCGUGGUGUUGCGCCGCUUCUGCGAUGCGUACCCUUCUCCCCUGCUCGACGUUGUCGCCCCGCCAAACGCCAUCAUGCAACUCCUCGGCGCACGGGGGUACGAUAUGACGCUCGAUCAAUCCUUUGUGACGUACUGCGAAUACCUUUGGAUCUUUGCGGUGUUGAGUGCGGUCCUGGGUGUUGGCUCGUACGUGUGCCGUCGGCUGACCGCCCCACGCCCACGCACGCCCGCGCCGGACCCCACGCUCACACUCUCUCCUGCGGAGGAGUUGUGCCCCUCGCCAGGUGUCGUUAUGCGAGGUGAUUCGCGUAGCUAUGACAGCGGUACGCCCGCUUCGCUCGCCCCUACAUCACGAGCCUUCGUGGACGAAGCACCGUUGAGCGGCCGGACUACGGACCGCGUCCGAACGAAGGGGGCGUUCUUGCUGCCUCUCUUUUAUGCAGCGGUCGGUGUUGUCUUUGUGGCCGUCGUGCACGGCCCGCACUUCUUUCUGCCGCUUCUGCUCACCCUCGCCAACUACGUCGUCUUCUCCCGGCUGCAGCGCUGGUGCCCCUACCGGGUCUUCAUGGCUGUCAUGUGGGCUACGCACAUCGGCCUCCUCUACAUCAUCGAGCUGUACGCCGGCUUCGAGGACACGUACUGGUUGCAGUACUACUUUCCCACCAGCAUUGACAGCACGCGUAUUGCUUUGGGUCCUCGGUACGGUCGCGAAGGUCUUUGGACUGUUCAAAUGCGCUGGUGCGUCGCCUUCCGCAUGACCACGCUGCGCCUCAUCGCCUUCAACUACGACCUGUGGGAGGCCACGCACAAUGCGGCGCACGCGAGGGAGCGGGCGACCAGCAAGCACGACACCGCCUGCGUCGAGUGCGCGCAGCUGCGCGAGCAGAACAACGGCCGCGUUGCCGCAGGAGCAGCAUCAGCAGGAGCAGGCGCAGGCGCAGGCGCAGGAGCAGGAGCGGCAUCGCUGCCCGCGGAGGCGUCGCGCUGCUACAAGUACCGCACCGAGUACGCGCGCGACCCCGGCGACUACAACUUCGUCAACUACCUCGCCUACGUCGUGUUCCCCCCGCUGUACCUCGCCGGCCCCAUGUCGUCCUUCAAUGCCUUCGUGUCCUACAUGCGUGUGCCGAGUACGAGCAUGCCUCCCUAUGCGAUGGCCAUGUAUCUCCUGCGUAUCCUCCGCAUCUAUGUGGUGCUCAUGGUGUUGCUGCACUUUGUUUUCGUUUCGGCUCUCUCUGCCUACACUUUCCUCACUCUGAAGAUGAGCAGCGUUGAGCAGGCGCACUUUUUCUUUUAUUCGCUGGCGUACAUCUGGCUGAAGUUCAGCUUUAUCUGGAAGUCGUCGCGCCUCUUCGCGAUGUUCAGCGGCAUCGAGGUGCCGGAAGAUGUACGGCGCUGCUUCUGCAAUACCUUGACCAUCCGCGACUUCUGGCGCGACUGGCACGCCUCCUUCAACCUGUGGAUCGUGCGCUACAUGUACAUCCCGAUGGGCGGCCGCCCACGCGCCGCGCUGUCCGUCCUGCCCAUCUUCCUCUUCAUCGCGCUGUGGCACGACCCGGCGCUGCACCUGCUGAAGUGGGCGCUGUGCAUCGCGGUGAUGUUCGUGGUGGAGCUGGCGGUGAGCGCGUGCUUCGGCUGGGUGGCCGGCUUGUUCCGCCGCGAGAUGGCGGCGACGGCGGCGGCGGCGGACGGUGAUGACGACGGCGCUGUGGAGGGCAGAGAGGUGGUGGACGAGGAGAGAGUGGAGAGGGCCAGCCGUCCCCCGCAGCCCAGCAGCCAGCGCCGCGGUGGUGCGGGUGAGGCCGUCGCGGUGCCGCUGCUGCGGCCUGCUGCGCGCUUCGCCGCACGUCACAUGAGUCCGCGCGCGCGUGCGUGGUGCUACCGCAUGCUGCGCGUGCUUGCCGGCAUGUCCAGCGUCUUCGGCCUCAUCGUGGCGAACCUCAUUGGCUUUUCGAUGCAGAAUUCGACUGCCAAUAUCGAAAAGGGAGACUACACUACGUCUGCCGCUGAUGCGGACAGGUCCAUCCUACGAUCCCUGCGAAGUGCCUCCGCCUGGUAUAUGAUGGGACUCGUCACAGCUCUGUAUUGCUUAGCCUCUCUCGCUGCCGUUGACCGUGACUUAGUCUUUUACAAAACAAAGAUGCUGAAAGCACGCUUUGGAUUAGAGUGA